Molecule: messenger RNA, 309 nt
Organism: Solenopsis invicta (red fire ant)
Lineage: Eukaryota; Metazoa; Arthropoda; Insecta; Hymenoptera; Formicidae
Product: acrosin-like
Exons: 2
Coding region: 55-255 (66 amino acids)
Source: RefSeq, a predicted model, not a curated record
AGAGGAGGCGGAAGAGGAAGAGGAGGCUUCCUACAUAAAAAUCAAGUCAACCAAAUGGUGCGGCGGGCGAUACAGAAGGAAAGGAGGCGGAUGUAUGCUGGAGGAUACGCAUCAUAUCAAGCGUACGUUCCUCCAGCAUACGCAGCACCGCCUCCUUUGCCGCCGAUGCAACAUCCAAUGCCAAUGAUGCCACCGCCGCCGCCGCCGCCAACGCCAACACCACAUACAUAUGGUUAUUACUACCGAUAUCAAUAAAAAACUAUAUAAAAAAAAAUAUGUAAAGUAAUAUAUAUAUAUAUAAACAAUAUU